Cyphellophora attinorum is the source of this 3219-nucleotide messenger RNA. Its product is annotated as Exportin-1. Lineage: Eukaryota; Fungi; Ascomycota; Eurotiomycetes; Chaetothyriales; Cyphellophoraceae. The coding region runs from base 1 to 3219 and encodes 1072 amino acids. Gene Ontology annotation, biological process: ribosomal small subunit export from nucleus; protein export from nucleus; ribosomal large subunit export from nucleus. Gene Ontology annotation, cellular component: cytoplasm; nucleus. The transcript has 3 exons. The record is from RefSeq and is a predicted model, not a curated record. Gene Ontology annotation, molecular function: nuclear export signal receptor activity; small GTPase binding.
AUGUCUGUUACCGUCGCCGAGCUUGACGCCACCGUCAAGGCCUUCCAAGAAGGCAAGGGCGAAGGUCAGAAGCAGGCCCAACAGAAGCUCAAUGAGUUCAAGUCCAACCCGGACGCCUGGCUGAUGGUGGAUAAGAUUCUACAAGAAGCUCAGUAUGCUCCUACGAAGUAUCUGGGUCUACAGGUCUUGGAUGAUGUGGUCAAUACGAGAUGGAAGGUCCUGCCGCGAGACCAGUGUUUGGGCAUUCGGAACUUCGUCGUGAACCAAAUCCUGGAGUCUUCGGCGUCGGAAGAGUCUCUCAAGGCCAACAAGAUGUUCGUCAACAAGCUCGACCUGACGCUCGUCACAAUCCUCAAGCAAGAGUGGCCGCACAACUGGCCGACCUUCAUCAACGAGAUCAUCUCAUCUUGCCACUCAAGUCUGUCGGUCUGCGAGAACAACAUGGCUAUCUUGCGACUGCUGUCGGAAGAAGUCUUCGAUUUCUCACAGGAUCAGAUGACAUCGACAAAAGCGAAGAACCUCAAGACCACCAUGUGCAACGAGUUCUCUUCUAUCUUCCAGCUCUGCAAUGAAGUCCUCACAACUGCUAACAGCAUACCGCUUGUCAAGGCCACUCUCGAGACACUUCUAAGAUUCCUCAACUGGAUCCCGCUCGGCUUCAUCUUCGAGACCAAGCUCAUUGACACUUUAGUCAGCAGAUUCCUUGAGGUCGAGCACUUUCGAAAUAUCGCUCUCAAAUGCUUGACCGAGAUUGGAGGUCUUCAGAUGAGCCAGCAAUUUCAGUACGACGAGAAGCUGACACAGAUGUUCACCGAGACUCUGACCGUUGUCGCACGGACUCUACCGGUCGAGACCAAUUUACGCGAGAUCUAUGGCAAGAGUGGCGCACGAGAUCAAGAAUACAUCCUCAAUCUCGCGCUGUUCUUGUGCAACUACUUCUCAGCACACCUGCAGACCAUCGAGCGUCUCCCUAACACCGAUUACCUGCUCCAUGGCCACUUCUACCUCAUCAAGAUCAGCUUGAUCGAUGAUCGAGAGAUCUUCAAGAUCUGCCUGGAGUACUGGACCAAGCUUGUGCAGGAGCUGUACGAAGAGAUGCAACAGCUACCAAUGAGCGAGCUUAAUCCUCUCGUCAAUAUGGGCGUUGGUGGUAUGGCCAACGGCGGUGCUACCCAUCCCAGUGCUCUAGCCAACUACCCGCUUAGAAAGCACAAGUAUUCAACAAUCUUAUCAAAUCUUCGCCAAGUCAUGGUUGAGAAGAUGGUGCGGCCCGAAGAGGUUCUCAUCGUCGAAAACGACGAAGGCGAGAUUGUGCGCGAGUUCGUCAAAGAGAGCGAUACCAUCCAGCUGUACAAGACCACGCGUGAAUGUUUGGUGUACCUGACUCAUCUCGAUGUUGUCGAUACCGAGCACAUCAUGUCCGACAAGCUACAGAAACAGGUUGAUGGUUCCGAGUGGUCGUGGAACAACUGCAACACCCUCUGCUGGGCCAUUGGCUCAAUAUCAGGCGCGAUGAAUGAAGAGACUGAGAAGCGAUUCUUGGUCACCGUGAUCAAGGACCUUCUUGGGCUGACUGAGAUGAAGCGAGGCAAAGACAACAAGGCUGUCGUCGCUAGCAACAUCAUGUAUAUUGUCGGCCAGUAUCCUCGCUUCCUGAAAGCUCACUGGAAGUUCCUGAAGACUGUCGUUAACAAGCUUUUCGAGUUCAUGCACGAGACUCACGAGGGCGUGCAAGACAUGGCUUGUGACACAUUCAUCAAAAUCGCCAACAAGUGCAAGCGCCAUUUUGUUGCACUUCAACCUGGAGAAACAGAGCCAUUCAUCGACGAGAUUGUACGUAAUAUGCGCAAGAUCACCAUGGACUUGUCACCACAGCAAGCACACACCUUCUACGAAGCUUGCGGAUAUAUGAUCUCUGCUCAAGGCCAGAAGGGCGUACAAGAUCGUCUUAUCGAAAAUCUCAUGUCACUGCCCAACCAAGCAUGGGACAGUGUCAUUCAACAAGCUAAUUCAGAUCCGUCGAUUCUGCAAGACGCCGAUACUAUCAAAGUCAUUGGCAAUAUCAUGAAGACCAACGUUGCGGCCUGCACUUCGAUCGGCAGCUACUUCUACACCCAGAUCGGUCGUAUCUACCACGACAUGCUCAACAUGUACCGGGCAUCAUCUCAGCUCAUCUCGGAUGCUGUUUCGUCACAAGGCAAUAUCGCAACCAAGACUCCAAAAGUUCGAGGCUUGAAGACGAUCAAGAAAGAAAUUCUCAAGCUCGUCGACAUUUACGUACAGAAGGCGGAUGAUCUACAGAUGGUCAACGACAGCAUGGUUCCGCCACUACUCGAUGCCAUUCUCCUUGACUAUCAGCGCAAUGUGCCAGACGCUCGCGAUGCUGAGGUGCUAAGUGUAACAACUACCAUCAUCCACAAGCUUCAUAGCCUCAUGGACGACAAGAUCUCCCCGAUCAUGGACGCCGUCUUCGAAUGCACCCUCGACAUGAUCAACAAGGACUUCCACGAGUAUCCAGAGUUCCGCGUCGAGUUCUUCAAGCUAUUACAAGCCAUCAAUCUUUACUGCUUCAAUGCUCUACUUAAGCUCGAUGGCCGACAGUUCAAGUUUGUUAUUGACUCUUGUAUGUGGGCCUCGAAACACGACAACCGCGAAGUCGAGAACACCGGUCUUGCGAUGUGUCUGGAAUUGGUCAACAACAUGGCCGAUACGACCGAUCCGCAAAUUUCCGGCAUGUUCUUCCAGCAAUUCUACAUUCCCAUCCUCCAGGACGUUUUUUACGUCUUGACCGACUCGGACCACAAGGCUGGCUUCAAGACCCAAUGCAUGCUGCUUGCGAGAAUGUUCCAGCUGGUAGAGAGCGGCAAGAUCGCUCAGCCUCUGUACUCCGAUUCAUCUGUCGCUCCUGGCACCAGUAACAAGGACUAUGUCAGCCAGUUCACUGCCAAUCUUCUUCAGAACGCCUUCUCGAAUCUGAAAGAAGCUCAAAUCACACACUUCGUUAACGGGCUCUUCCAACUCACGGACGACCCCAACAAAUUCAAGACCCACAUCCGAGACUUCCUCAUUUCACUCAAAGAGUUCGCUGGCGACAACGCAGACCUCUAUGCUGAUGACCGUGAGCAAGAAAAGGCUGCCCUGGCUGCGACCGAGCGCGAGCGCAAUAUCAAGGUCGGAGGCCUCAUCAAGCCGAGUGAGCUCGAUGAGGAUGAGCUGUGA